Medicago truncatula (barrel medic) is the source of this 1478-nucleotide messenger RNA. RefSeq lists its product as uncharacterized. Bases 63 to 1313 code for a protein of 416 amino acids. Lineage: Eukaryota; Viridiplantae; Streptophyta; Magnoliopsida; Fabales; Fabaceae. The transcript is spliced from 3 exons. The record is from RefSeq and is a predicted model, not a curated record.
AUUUUGUUCCUUUUCUUCAAUUCAAUUCGUACGUUUGGGGAAGAAGGUUCAGAGCAAUAGCUAUGGAGACAAUUCCUGUCAAGACUAUGAUUCCUUCAACUUCACUCAUUCACAAUCGUGCUUUCAAAAGGAAUACAACAACAACACACAUAACCUCUUCUAGAAGAAUUUCAAGUUCAAGACAUUUUCGCUUUUCUAUUCAUUCCAAAUUCUCUGAUACUAAUUUUCAAGAUUUUCAGAGUUAUACCAGACCAUCAGUUGUUUUGCCAGCCUCUGACGUGAAAGUAUUCACAGAUACAUCAUUAGAAAAUACUUUAUCUUCCCUCAAGGAGGAUAAAACCAAAUCUUUAUUCAGGGUCAAGUUGGUUACCAGCAACUUAUAUGGCUCAAAUAUAAGUGACUUCAAUGCUGGAAUUCUCCUAUGCUUGAUAGACGAAGAUGGAAAUUCCAUAUUGAAAAGAAUACCAGUGAGUUUGAUGACCAAUCAUUCUACAGAAUCAGGGGAUAUACUUCAUUUCCAAAGAGGUUCCAUUGAUGAAUUCAUUUUUGAGGGUCCAAAAAUUGCAAGAAUUGAGGCUAUUUGGGUCGGUGUUGAUUCGGGUCAAUGGCGACUAGGAAAUAUCUCCUUAAUAGUCAUUAAUUCUGAAUGGCAACCAUCAUUGCCAGAAAAAGAGGUAGCGCCGUACACCGGAUUCCAAUACGAAUUUCGAAUUGAGGAUGCAUUGCUUGGUGAAGGAACUGAUCUAUCCAUGUUGGAAUUAAGACCUAACCUUGUGACUCAGCUUGAAGGGACGGAUCCUAUAAGUUUGUUCAAAAAAGAACUUUAUGACAGUACAUUGCUCCCAACUCCUGUGAUCUCAAAGGAAGAAAGCAUGGAGGAAUACACAAAUUUGAAAUUCUCAUUGCUAUUUUAUGAUGCUGUGCUGAUAUUUUUCGGCACAUCAAUUGCUUCCCUCUCAGCUGGUGAAAAUACCGGGUUCGCUUUCUUUGUUGGUGGGAUUGGAGGCUUCUUGUAUCUGCUAUUGUUGCAGAGGUAUGUGGACGGAUUGCCAGGUUCAAAAUUAAUCACAAGCAACAAAGGAGGAACCGAUGCAUUGUUUAAAGGAUUGAAGGGUCCUAUAGUAAGUGUGGCAUUGGCUUUAGGGUUUGCUGUAUUUCUAGUGAAGUAUAGCUCAGGAGAUGAUGUUGAAGUGUUCUUAACACCAAAAGAUAUCAUAGUUGGAAUGAUGGGAUUUCUUGCAUGUAAAGUUUCUGUGGUGUUGGCUGCAUUUAAGCCUAUAACACUUGGACAGAAGUUACCUGGUGACAUGUAAUUAUACACUUUUAUACAAGAAACAACAUUACACACAACUCUAGUGAUACACUAUGUUAGGCAUAAUAACUCAACACAAAUGUUAUACUUUUAUUAGUCAUUUCAUGCAUAUAUGAAUGGAAUUUAUGUAUUUCGACAGUGUAAAUACUUUUAUAUUGUCAAUCAA